UUUUUUAUAUUCAGGUGUCAACACGGCCUCUUGUGCAUCCUCGAAUAGAUCUAUCGACCAAGAUGGGACGCUCAAAGCGAGAUGUACUCGCCACCUUCGACCAGACUCUCAACCCACCUGCGACUUUACCAGACGACCAUGCCAUCUGUCGAGUGCUUAAAGCUGUGGGCAACAACUUGUUCAAUGUCGAGGAUGCGACGGGCAAAACAUUGUUGGUAGAACUCCCUGCCCAAUUCAGGUCCAAGUUUUGGAUCAAGCGACGAGGCUAUGUUCUUGUAAACCUCGUCGCCUUCUCAGAGCGCGAUAACAAGCUCGACGGCGAGAUCGUCAACCUCGUUGGCGAGGAGCGCAUCUGGAGGAAGAUGAACUACUGGCCUAAGGAAUUUGAGAAGAAGAAUGUUUAUAGCGAUAGCGAUGACGACGACGAGGAAAGGGAAGACUAUAAUGUCGGCAAAAUGCCCUCCAGCAGUGACGAGGACGAGUGUUGAGCCGACCUAUUCUACAUGUUCGUGCUGCUCAUGCUUGACCGCGUCUUGCUCUUCGGUGCGCGUUCCCCACCACAACAUUGCCAGACUAAGAGCAAGAGAUCCGACGACGACACCGGAAGAAGCAUUCGUGCUCGGAUACACGUUCCACGCCCACUCCUGCGCCCCCCACAAGACGUAUAUCGACACCGGGUGCAAUCCACUACGCCAUAGCAUGAACGGUGUCGACCAUGCUACCAGAGAGUAGAAUUGAUAGUGAAGAGAGCGAGCGCACAGCAAUCCAAUGGCAGUUGAUGUUAGAAUAGUUGUCAGUAUGUAGUCUGGUGUGACUCUGUCGGAUAUGGCUUCGGCAACGCGCCAGUCCGCCAUUUCAGACAUGAAGAACUGAAUCGUCUCCGGUAAAGACUUCUUUGAUGGCUUGACCCAGCGUGUCCACGCAAAGAGUAG
Verruconis gallopava is the source of this 932-nucleotide messenger RNA. RefSeq lists its product as uncharacterized. Gene Ontology annotation, biological process: translational initiation. The record is from RefSeq and is a predicted model, not a curated record. Gene Ontology annotation, cellular component: nucleus. Bases 63 to 488 code for a protein of 141 amino acids. The transcript has a single exon. Gene Ontology annotation, molecular function: translation initiation factor activity; RNA binding. NCBI's taxonomy places the organism in Eukaryota, Fungi, Ascomycota, Dothideomycetes, Venturiales, Sympoventuriaceae.